Microcebus murinus (gray mouse lemur) is the source of this 1915-nucleotide messenger RNA. The record is from RefSeq and is a predicted model, not a curated record. Lineage: Eukaryota; Metazoa; Chordata; Mammalia; Primates; Cheirogaleidae.
GGUUACCAUGUAAAUAUGUGUGGAUUUAUUCAUGCAACAACUCUGAAUAGAGAGGGCUGGCUGUAUGGUCCUCAUAUCACAAGAAAACAGAUAUGGCAGAGUCACAUGAUUGAAAUGAGCCAAGAUCCAAGUCUGACCCUGCCCCUCCUGCCCGAAACUCUGCCGCUCACCAUGGCUUCCGAAGAACUGUACGAGGUUGAAAGGAUUGUUGACAAAAGGAAAAACAAAAAAGGGAAGACGGAGUACUUGGUUCGGUGGAAAGGGUAUGACAGCGAGGAUGACACAUGGGAGCCAGAGCAGCACCUGGUGAACUGUGAGGAAUAUAUGCACGAUUUCAACAGGCGCUACACUGAAAAGCAGAAAGAAAGUGCAUUAACCGGAACAAAUAGUACCUCUUCAAACAAUGCUAGGAAACAAAUUUCCAGAUCCACCAACACCAACUUUUCUAAGACCUCUCCUAAGUCACUAGUGAUUGGCAAAGACCACGAGUCCAAAAACAGCCAGUUGUUUGCUGCCAGCCAGAAGUUCAGGAAAAACACAGCACCAUCUCUCUCUAGCAGGAAGAAUAUGGACCUAGCAAACUCAGGUAUCAAGAUACUUGUGCCUAAGAGCCCCAUUAAGAGCAGGACCGUGGUGGACGGCUUUCAGAACGAGAACCCUGAGAAACUAGAUCCCGUCGAGCAGGGUCAGGAAGACACAGUGGCACCUGAGGUGGCAGCAGAGAAGCCAGUUGGAGCUCUGUUGGGCCCUGGCACGAAGCGGGCCAGGAUGGGGAGCAGGCCCCGGAUACACCCACAGGUGCCUCAAGUGCCUGGCCCUGUGACUGCAGCCAUGGCCAUGGGCUUAGCUGUGAACAAGAAAAGAGUGACAGCCAGGAAAACGAAAUUUAUUGACAACAGAAUAGACCAGCCUUUUGACAAGCGGUUCCGUUUCAGUGUGAGGCAAACAGAAAGUGCCUGCAGAUACAGAGAUAUUGUCGUCAGGAAGCAGGAUGGCUUCACCCACAUCUUGUUAUCCACAAAAUCAUCAGAGAAUAACUCACUAAAUCCAGAGGUAAUGAAAGAAGUCCAGAGCGCUCUGACCACGGUGGCUGCCGCCGCCGACAGCAAGCUGGUUCUGCUCAGCGCAGUCGGCAGUGUUUUCUGUUGCGGGCUUGACUUUAUUUAUUUUAUACGGCGUUUAACAGACGACAGAGAAAGAGAAAGCACUAAAAUGGCAGAAGCUAUCAGAAACUUCGUGAAUACUUUCAUUCAGUUUAAGAAGCCUAUUUUUGUAGCAGUAAAUGGCCCGGCCAUUGGACUAGGAGCAUCCAUAUUGCCUCUUUGUGAUGUGAUUUGGGCUAACGAAAAGGCUUGGUUUCAAACACCCUAUACUACCUUCGGACAGAGUCCACAUGGCUGUUCUACUGUUAUGUUUCCCAAGAUUAUGGGAGGAGCAUCUGCAAAUGAAAUGUUGCUCAGCGGGCGGAAGCUGACUGCACAGGAGGCCUGUGGCAAGGGCCUGGUCUCCCAGGUGUUCUGCUCCGGCACCUUCACCCAGGAAGUCAUGGUUCGAAUUAAGGAGCUUGCCUCAUGUAAUCCAGUUGUGCUCGAGGAAUCCAAAGCCCUUGUGCGCUGUAACAUGAAGCUGGAGCUGGAACAGGCCAAUGAGAGGGAAUGCGAAGUGCUCAAGAAAAUCUGGGGCUCUGCCCAAGGGAUGGACUCGAUGUUAAAGUACUUGCAGAGGAAAAUCGAUGAGUUUUGAUGGUCAGGCUGCCUGCUGGUGACAAUGGAAUUGGCUCCAAGUUGCCCUAAUCCAUCCUUGGCCUGAAACAAGUUCACCCAUUGCUCACACUUGGGAGCAGGACUGGAAACAUCCAAGCUAUUUAUUAUCAAGGAGUUUUUAAGUACUAUAACUUAAAAAUAAACAACUACAA